AUGGAAACACUGGAGUCGGAGCUGACAUGCCCAAUUUGUCUGGAGCUUUUUGAGGACCCGCUUCUCUUGCCUUGCGCUCACAGCCUUUGUUCCAACUGCGCCCACCGCAUCCUGGUGUCGCACUGCACCCCCAGUGAGCCCGUCCAGUCCAUCCGCGCCUUUCAGUGCCCCACCUGCCGCUAUGUCAUCAAUCUCAACCAGAGAGGCCUAGAAGGACUCAAGCGCAACGUCACCCUGCAGAACAUCAUUGACCGCUACCAGAAAGCAUCCCUCAGUGGACCCAACUCGCCCAGCCAACCUCGACGGGAGCCUGCCGCCCAAGACGGUGGCGCCAUGACACAGCCCGGAGAGCGGGUGUCGUGUCAGUUCUGCGAGUGUGAACCGCCCCAGGACGCCAUCAAGACCUGCGUCACCUGCGAGGUGUCCUACUGCGAGGAUUGCCUCAAGGCCACGCACCCCAACAAGAAACCCUUCACGGGCCACCGUCUUGUAGAGCCCUUGCUGGACACCCGCAUGCGAGGGGUCAUGUGCGCCGAGCAUGAGGAUGAGAAGGUCAACAUGUACUGCUUGACGGAUGAGCAGCUGAUCUGCGCCUUGUGCAAACUGGUUGGACGGCACAGGGACCACCAAGUCGCCGGGCUGGCUGACCGGUACGACAAACUCAAGCAUGCCUUGGACACCAACCUCAGCAAUCUCAUCAAGAGGACCAGCGAAUUGGAAAGUCUGAUGGGCAAACUCAUCCAGACGUGCCAACACGUGGAGAUAAAUGCAUCCAGGCAAGAAAACAAGCUGCUGGAGGAGUGUGACCUCCUGAUCAAUAUCAUACAACAGAGAAGGCAAAUCAUCGGUACCAAGAUAAAAGAAGGAAAGACUGUGCGCCUGAGGAAGCUGGCCCAGCAAAUCAGCAGCUGUAAGCAGUGCGUGGAGAGGUCGACUUCGCUCAUUGCACAGGCUGACCACACCCUGAAAGAGACAGACCCCUCGCGAUUCCUUCAGUCGGCCAAAAAUGUCUGCGAGAGAGUCUCCAUGGCAACAGCAUCCUCACAGAUUUUGCUACCGGAAAUAAACCUGAACGACACCUUUGAUACAUUUGCUCUAGACUUCACAAGGGAGAAGAAAAUGUUAGAGAGCUUGGAUUAUCUCACAGCUCCAAAUCCACCGGUAAUCCGCGAGGAAUUAUGCACGGCUUCGUACGACACCAUCACGGUUCACUGGACGUCAGACGAUGAGUUCACUGUCGUGUCCUACGAACUCCAGUAUGCCAUCUUCACCAGCCACUCCAAUGUCGUCAGUUUGUGCAAUUCUGCUGAUAGCUGGAUGAUCGUUCCAAACAUCAAGCAAAAUCACUACACAGUCCACGGGCUUCAGUGCGGCACCAAGUACGUCUUCAUCGUCAAAGCCAUCAACCAGGCCGGGAGCCGGAGUAGCGAACCGGGAAAGCUGAAGACCAACAGUCAACCAUUCAAACUGGAUCCCAAGUCCGCUCACCGUAAAUUGCGGAUUUCCCACGACAACCUGACAGUGGAGCGGGACGAAACGUCGUCCAAGAAGGCUCACGGCCAGGAUCGCUUCAGCAGCAACAGUAGCUACGGUGUCACGGGGAACGUUUACAUCGACAGCGGCCGCCAUUACUGGGAGGCUCUCAUAGGAGGAAGUACAUGGUUCGCGGUGGGUAUUGCCUAUAAAUCGGCGCCAAAGCACGAGUGGGUGGGCAAGAACUCGGCCUCUUGGGUAUUGUCCCGCUGCAACAACUCGUGGGUGGCCCGGCACAACAGUAAGGAGACCUCGUUGGAGCCCUCACCCCACCUGCGGCGACUCGGUGUACUGCUGGACUACGACUCAGGUUUCCUGUCAUUCUACGAUGCUGUGGGCUCGCAACACUUGCACACGUUUGACAUUGCAUUCAUGCAACCCGUCUGCCCCGUGUUUAAUGUGUGGAACCGAUGUGUCACCGUCCUUACCGGAUUGCCAAUCCCGGACAACCUGGAAGGAGUAGACUCCAGCAACUGA
Messenger RNA from Nerophis lumbriciformis (worm pipefish), 2010 nucleotides. Lineage: Eukaryota; Metazoa; Chordata; Actinopteri; Syngnathiformes; Syngnathidae. The record is from RefSeq and is a predicted model, not a curated record.